AUGGGCCACUGCUGCAGUAAAGAGAAGGAUUCCGGACGCAGAGGAGGAGGAGCCAAUGGGUACAGCUCUCACCAGCAGCAGCUCAAGCCCAGCCAACCCCCUUCUUCCUAUCAUGGCUACAACCAGCCUCAGCCGCCGCCGACGACGACCGAGGCCCGGCAGGCCCCUCCCUCUCCCCUGAAGUCCUCCGCCCCCACCCCCGCCCCCGUCCCCGUCCCCGUCCCCUCCCCGGCCAUCACCGCGCCGCGAGGCCCCGACACCAUCCUCGGCAAGCCAUUCGAAGACGUGCGGUCAUUCUACACCCUGGGGAAGGAGCUUGGGCGCGGGCAAUUCGGCGUGACCUACCUCUGCACGGAGAUCGCCACCGGGAAGCGGUACGCCUGCAAGUCGAUCGCGAAGCGGAAGCUGUUGAGCGCGAACGACCGGGAGGACAUCCGGCGGGAGGUGCAGAUCAUGCAGCACCUGACGGGGCAGGCGAACAUCGUGGAAUUCAAGGGGGCGUACGAGGACCGGCACUCGGUGAAUCUGGUGAUGGAGCUGUGCGAGGGAGGGGAGCUCUUCGACCGGAUCAUUGCCAAGGGCCACUACUCGGAGCGCGCCGCCGCCACCAUCUGCCGGGCCAUCGUCAACGUCGUGCACAUCUGCCACUUCAUGGGGGUGAUGCAUCGCGACCUCAAGCCGGAGAAUUUCUUGCUGGCCACCAAGGAUGAGGGGGCCAUGCUCAAGGCCACCGACUUCGGGCUCUCCGUCUUUAUCGAGGACGGAAAAGUGUACAGGGAUAUAGUUGGAAGUGCUUAUUAUGUUGCUCCUGAAGUUUUACGACGGAAUUAUGGGAAAGAAAUAGAUGUAUGGAGUGCAGGUGUUAUUUUAUAUAUUCUUCUCAGUGGUGUUCCUCCUUUUUGGGCUGAAACGGAGAAAGGGAUAUUUGACGCCAUCUUGCAAGGAUAUAUUGAUUUUGAAAGUGAUCCAUGGCCAUCUAUAUCACACAGCGCCAAAGAUCUUGUCAGAAAAAUGUUGACACAGGAUUCAAAGAAAAGAAUCACAUCAGCCCAAGUUCUUGAGCAUCCAUGGAUCAGAGAAGGUGGAGAGGCAUCUGAUAAACCUAUAGACAGUGCUGUUCUUUCUAGAAUGAAACAAUUUAGAGCAAUGAACAAGCUCAAGAAGAUGGCACUAAAGGUUAUUGCUGAAAAUCUUUCUGAAGAAGAAAUUAAAGGGCUGAAACAGAUGUUCGCUAAUAUGGACACUGACAACAGUGGUACCAUCACAUAUGAAGAACUCAAGACAGGAUUGGCACGACUAGGGUCAAAACUCUCAGAGGCUGAAGUAAAGCAGCUCAUGGAUGCUGCUGAUGUGGAUGGAAAUGGGACCAUCGACUACAUUGAGUUCAUCACUGCCACAAUGCAUCGGCACAGACUUGAACGAGAUGAACAUAUAUAUAAAGCUUUUCAGUAUUUUGAUAAAGAUAGCAGUGGGUUUAUUACAAGAGACGAACUGGAAUCAGCAAUGGAGGAGCAUGGAAUUGGUGAUGCAUCUACUAUCAAGGAAAUAAUAUCAGAAGUUGACGCAGAUAAUGAUGGAAGGAUUAACUAUGAGGAAUUUUGUGCAAUGAUGAAGGGUGGAAUUCAGCAGCCAGUUAAACUUAUGUAACUUCUGAUAGCACAUUGACUGCUCAGUUGAAGUGAGGGCCUAUUGGUUUUGAUCCAGACAUGGGGAAGGAACCGUGAACCAUUGAUUAAGAAUGUCAAAUAUCGAAUGCCAUUAAGACCUCAAAAUCGCUAAGAAGAUGGUACCCAUUUUGAGCUUGUAUCUUCUGAAUAGAAGGGAUGCUAUGUGUAUACCUGGCUUCGUUUUUGUUUUUAAUCUUUCUCAUUUGUAUGAUGCGGAUGGGCUUGUGAGUGUGCUUGGAAAAGAUCUUAGGUUUAUGGAGAGGCAGAUUUUGCAUUGCUCUGCUUUGUAACAAUUAGAACUGCCUAAGGAUUUUAUCUUUCUAGAGAAGGAAUUUUAAGGUACUCAAGAAUUCUUGCUGAGCAAUAGAGCCCGGCUUUGUUCAAGAUGAAGUAUCUUCAAUUUGGUUAUAAAAUGUUGGAAAGAAUCUUCAAGCAAA
This is a messenger RNA of Phoenix dactylifera (date palm), 2104 nucleotides long. RefSeq names its product calcium-dependent protein kinase 2. Lineage: Eukaryota; Viridiplantae; Streptophyta; Magnoliopsida; Arecales; Arecaceae. Gene Ontology annotation, molecular function: ATP binding; calcium ion binding; protein kinase activity. The record is from RefSeq and is a predicted model, not a curated record. Gene Ontology annotation, biological process: protein phosphorylation.